CGGUGCGUACCGGCAGCCAGAGGGGCUAAGGUAGCCCUGUAGCUGACAGUUCACUGUGGUGGUUAAGAUACGAAACAGAUCGAAAUCGUAUCUCAUAGUGAUGCGUGCGCAGUCGCCUUCGCGGGUGAAGGUCAAAUUGUCGGAGGAUAUCAGGAUGGCAAAAUUCGUCGAUGGAAGCUCAAGGACGGACAACAGCAGGGUCCAACCAUGCAAGCGGGUGGCGCUGUCUGUUCUGUUGUCGUUUCCCUGGAUGGCCGGUGGUUGGUGUCUGGAGAUCGCGGAUGCAAGGCGAUCGUCUGGAAUGCGGUGACUCAUAAAAAAGUGCGCGAGUCACAAGAACAUAGUAGUUCUGUGCUUGGGGUCGAUAUUUCGAGCGACGGUACUAAAGUUGCGUCUGCGGACUACAACGACGCCCGGCUAUUCAGCCUCACUUCCGGCACCCGCCCGAUACGACUCCUUCCACCCCUCCGACACCGAGGGGUUAUUGGUAUCAAGUUCUCCCUAGACGGCAGUCGAUUUGCUACCGCUUCGGAGAGUCACGGUUUCCGCCUCUACAACACCCACGAUGGCAGUGUCUUGUUCGAUUCAGCUGAAAGUGGUUCAACCGAUUCCACUCCCAACGCUUCGUUGGCCUGGUCGUCUGACGGCCAGCAGCUUUUCGUCGCAAGCAUAGGCAAAAUUGUUUGUUUCGACCUUCCCAACUCUCUGUCUUCGGAGUGGCCAAUUCAUGAAAACCAAUUUGGUGUAUCUAUCGUAUCCAACGGCAGAUUCAUUGCAUGUGCUGCAGGCUCAUCUGUUUCCCUAUGGGAUUGUGUGUCCCACAAGCAGAUCAGUGCUGUUACCGCACACACUGCCCAUGUCACCUGUCUCGCUCUUUCACCAAGCGGGGGGCAUCUCGCAUGUGGAAGUGGCACAAAUAUCACAAUCCACAAUCUCAGAGAUGUCCUUCCCCCUAAGUAUUUUGAUCAUGGUGCAUUGAUCCGUCAGCAGCAGCUCGAUGCUGCUCGUGAAGCUCACAUCGUCGAUAGUCGUCGUGUCCUGCGUAAGGCUUUGAUCCAUCAGCAGCGGCUCGACGCUUCUAAGCUUCCACUUGUACAAAUGAGUGACGAGAUUCUAGAAUCAUGGACCCAGGACGACCCGAUGAACACCGAAUCGUUGCUGUCAGAGGAGAUCAGGAGCGCUUCAAUUCCUAGGCACUACUUGCUAGCAAACCGCGCCCUCAUAAGAGUGCGUUUGAAAGAUUUGGUAGGUGCGAUAGAGGAUGCCAAGGAGUCGCUCCAGGCUCAACCAUCGCCUAUCGGCUAUAUUGCUGUGGCGGUUGCUCUACUUGGUCAGGGUAAUCGGGAGGGAGCGCUAUGUACAUUCGGCUUUGCGUUUCAUGAUUGCGGGUUGCAUGACAUUAAAUUUCUCUUACUACUGAAGUCUGUCCUUACACUGGAAUCCGGAAAUCAAGAUGAGGCGAUAGACCGUGUGGAGCACCUUGCAACGAGGGCAAACAGUGAUAACGACGAGGACGAUGAUACCGCCUACCUUUACACACAGGUCCUUGGGGUUAUGCACAUGAGGAAGGGGAAUCACAGACGUGCGAUACGAUUGUUUGACCGUGCGAAGAACCUAGCCCACAACGACACACGGUAUCCUCCCCUAGAGACGAUUUCGCUCAUAUUUGGGUGGAAUUUCAACGGACUGGGCAUCCUUGCCCGGCAACGUUUGUGUGAAACACUCUAUGGUGAAGAACGUACAACCGAAGCUGUGGAAAUUCUCCUCGAUAUCAUCAGGACCUCAGACGAGAAGAUUCGAGAGAGCAAGAAAACUGCAGACUGGGUCGCAGGUUUCACCAAAAAAUGUACUACGACACUUGAGCAUGUCGGCGAUGAAGCCUUUAGAUCUUUAAAAUAUGACGACGCAAUCACGCAAUAUUCUGUUGCACUGUCCCUCAGUCCUCCAAGUCCCGCAGGUCUGCUAAUCAAGCGGAGCAGAGCUCGUGCGGCAAAAGGAUUAUGGGAGGAUGCACUGCAGGAUGCGAAUGAGGCGGUGAAAGUGGACCCCUCCAGCCCUUGGAGCUACGAGGUCAAGCAUGCGGCUCUUCAUGGAGCAAAACGGUAUGACGAUGCGAUCGAUAUUUUCAAGUCUAUGCUGCAAGUGAUCGAACAGUCAAAUGACCCUCAAGUCAGGCAACUGCGCAAGAACUAUGUUUCUCCAUCCGAGACGAUUGCAGCUAUUGAUCUUAUCAUCCACGAGAUCCUCAAGGAUUGUCCCUUCGUCGUCAUCAAUGUCGCCACUGGUUGCCUUUGUAACAGGUCCGAGCAGAUGCGUAUCUUCAAGGCUGGUCCGUCAUUCAAAGCGCUUGUUUCAUCCAUGACGACAGAAGUGGACAACGAGCGUAUCCUACGAGUGGUUACAAUUUUUUUCGGAUAUGUCAUGUUCUCCCAUGCAUGGCAGGGGAACGAGCCAUCAUUCCAGGACGUCAAUGUAGUCAAAUCUGUGUGGAACCUUCCCGACACGCCUCUGCACAAGAAAUUGCGCAAUUUCUGCCAGGAGACGAGGAGACUUGGUCAUAAUUGGGCGUGGUGCGAUACAUGUUGUAUCGACAAAUCCACGAGUUCCAUCCUUAAUCAAUCUCUUACGUCUAUGUACCAAUGGUAUGCAGGUUCAGCAGCCACGAUCGUAUUCCUCGCCGGCGUAGCGCAUCCGUCCAGGCCUGGGGACCUUAUGCGUAGUUUAUGGAUGACGCGGGCGUGGACUUUACAGGAGCUUCUCUCACCGAAAGUGAUCUUUUUCUAUGACUCCGAGUGGAAACCAUACCUCGGCAAUACUGGCUCGAAUCAUAAGGAAUCUCCAGAGAUCAUGCAAGAGCUAGUAGAUGCCACCAAGAUUCCCCACGGAACCAUCUUCACAUUCACCCCAGACGAUCUUGGGGUGCGCGAGAAGCUUCGUCUCGCUUCUACGCGCAAUGCGACGGUCGAGGAGGACGUCGCAUACUCUCUCAUCGGUAUAUUCAAGUCCGAUAUCCGGCCCCACUACGGGGAGAGAGCCGAUGCUCUCGGACAUCUCCUGGAGGAGAUUGUGGCCCGGUCCGGCGAGGUCACCGUGCUUGCGUGGUCGGGGAAGUCAUCGUCAUACAACAGUUGUCUCCCGGCUUCCAUUUCCGUUUACAACCAAACUCCACACAGCCCUCCAUUACUUGAAGGAGAAGAAAUGGAAAGGUGUGUCAAUGAAUUGCGUGAAAAAUUGCCCGAACAAGAAGUGCGGAGUAUAUGUAACAAGAUCAACCGUCUUUCCUCUGUCCGUUUUACAGCCCGACGUCUACACCUUCCAUGCAUCAUCUUCUCUGUGAAAAGUCUUGAGAAGCCGUACGGAGGCAAUGAGAAGUUAUAUCGUGCUCGGGUAUCGGGGCUUGGCCAAGUGGAAUUCACGACCACAGACGAUCUCUUGCGGAACGAGCCACGAAAAUUCGUCUUCGCGCAUCCGUGGAUUCGUUAUAUUCGAGGUCCAAGCAGUGGGGUUGCCUGGGGAGAUGACUUAGAGUCCGAUACUGACACUGACUUGGAUGGCGUCGCGCCAUCACACGCCGUCUCCGCGCCUCGGAUUGACAACUAUACCCGGGCAUUAGAAAUGAUUGCUCGUCUCGGACAGCCGUUCAAUGCACUGCUUCUCGUACAACAGCCGAACGGAGAGUGCAAGAGGGUCGCUGCAGAGAAUGAGAUUGUCGUCUCGGGACUCGGAACUAACAUCGCCCCCAAGAACGUUCGGGCGACAGUCUUAGAAAUUCUUUGAUGUAUGCUUGGGCUCAGCUGCCAGUGGUCAUUAAAAUUGGGAUAACCACGCCGUAGAAGCUUCUAACGCUUUCGGUAUCUUUCAUCUUUUACUGGUAGUUUUUCUUUUCAUAUUGUUCAUUAUGUUCCCCUUCGUUUGCAUGUGAUAUGGAGACGGGAGGCGGAGGCCCAAGAGUGCUCAUAUUAAUAAUACCACCUGU
This is a messenger RNA of Pisolithus orientalis, 3976 nucleotides long. RefSeq lists its product as uncharacterized. Lineage: Eukaryota; Fungi; Basidiomycota; Agaricomycetes; Boletales; Pisolithaceae. Gene Ontology annotation, molecular function: protein binding. Bases 208 to 3777 code for a protein of 1189 amino acids. The record is from RefSeq and is a predicted model, not a curated record. The transcript has 9 exons.